AUGAGUCAGCUGCAGUUUGCGGGGCGCCGAUCGAUCCUCUCUGGGCUUUGUGGCACCGGCGUUGACGCCGCCGGAAGCGGCGAGGCAGCGGUGGACGGCGGCGACGCUGCCGCUAGGCACAGCCCCAGGCCGGAUGCAAGUCCCUGUACGGCAUCAAAAUACGUGCUGGUGGCGACGGCGGCAUCGCCGCAGCCGCCGAUUCAGGCCAGAGCUGGGGCGACACUGCAGGCGACAGCUGCAACCGCGAAAUCCGGGACCGGCGCUCGAGUUCUUCACAUGCUGGCUACUUCGGUCCCGCUGUCUUGCUGCCGUACAUUCGCGGAGAGCCCGCGAGCGUUUGGCACUAGCGCUUAUAAUGCCGUCGUGGCAUCCGACGGUGCGGGAUCGACUUCUUUGUCGCCGUCGCUGCCACCGCCUUCACAGCCGCCGCCAAAGCCGUUGGCGAGUCCCCUGGAGGACGCCGUGGCGCUUCCCUCGGCUUCCCGGAACCCGCCGCCGCUAGCGGUCCCUCUUCCCCCUGGCGGCAGCCUCCAAAUAAGCUCAGAGGACGGUGGCGCCGGCGGCGGUGCGUGGAGUGCAGCGACGGCGUCGGCGACGGCGAGUGCCGCGGCGGCACUGCCGGCAGCGACGGCGCCGCCACCACUGGACGCUACCGAUGGUUUCUUUGCCGAGGAUACGGCAACGCGGGCCGGAUACAACCGACGCCGAUGCCUCUUCCGCCCGGUGACCAGCCGGGGGGCGGCGGCGCCCGGCAGCCCGUAUUUGAUGGGGCCCCUGCAGACCAUCCGCGCCGCAAACCGUCCGGCGCAGCCGCCACCGUCACAACUGAACCAUGGGUCGGUGGGCCCAAAAAACAUCAGGCUAAGUCCGCUGGAUCACGGCAUGCUGCUCACCUGUCUCAAUCCAAAGGCGUUGUGGCUACCAUACGACUUGGAUGGUAGACAGCUGGCCAUUGCCUUAUCGUACACCCUGGACGAAUUUCCGCUGCUGGCUGGCCGGCUGCGGCCGUCCAUUAACGGAGGACGCAGCCGACUUCAGAGGCUAGCCGCCCGUCGCAGUCUCGCCUUUGUCGUACAGCUGUGCAACAGCGGCGCGACGUUGCGCGAGGCCGUCAGCUGUACAGCCCCCCUGGAGUAUUUCCUGCCAUUGGCAGCACUGAACAGGAGGGCCUUUACCCAGAUGGGGAGCGAGUUGCCGCCGUAUUUCGAGCCCAUGGACACCGAUGCCGUACUGUACGGCGGGGAGCCGCUGCUAAAGCUACCCGCGGGUCCGCGCAGCGACCGCCGCGGCAGCCUGUACGCCAGCGGCACCAGCUGCAGCAUCGGCGGCGGCGGUGGCGGCGGCAGCUCCAGCAGCUGCCACUUGCCGGCGCCGGUCCUUAACGUCGCUGCCGUCCCCGUCCGAGAGCCUGCCACAGCGCCAACCGAGAGGAUUCCCACCCGAGAGUGGGAGCGGGAGGCCCCUCAGGGUCCAGGGCUCGGAGACGGCGGGUCUCGGAAAAAAGGUGUUUGGUAUUGUGCAGAUGGGCGUUCAGCUUGCAGGUUCCUGGAGCGGUUGGCGGCCAACUACCGAGAGGUGACGGCCGCCGCCACGACGAUUCCCCCGAUGCCGGCGCCGGACUCGCCGCCGCCGCCACAGCCGCCACAGUCACAAUUGCCGUCAGGGUCAUCCUCACGGCAGCUGCUCGUUUUGCCGUACGAAUCCCCAGCGGACCCCAAGUCCGAAUCGUCCGCGGCGGCAGAGCCUGCACCGCUGGAGGCGGUGGUAGCGGCUGAUGUUGCAGCUGUAGCUGCUGCUGCAGCGGUGGCGGCGGCGGCAGCGGCGGCGGCAACAACGGACCCAGUUGCAACUACUGCGGUAGGGACGGCGGCGGCGACGCAGCCUCGUUUGGACGAGGCGGGUUCGCCGGACCAGGAAAAGGGCGGCAUGAGGGGGCUAUCAGCAGUAGCGGUGGCAGACGUCGGAGCUACAGCCAAAGAUCUGGAACCACGCCAAACGGUCUCCACACGCCGCAUGGGAUACAGCGGGGCCGACGUCAGAAGUCAGCAGCAGCGCAGCAACAGUAACGGUAGCAGCAGUGGCAGCGGUAGCAGCGGCAGCAGCACAGCAGGCAGUAGCAGCAACAUCCUCUUUAGAGCGGCACCUGGUGGGAGCUGCGGUCACGCAAGCGGCAACACUGAUUACGGCAGCAGCAACGGCGACGGCGGCGGCAGUGAUAACGGCAAUGGCAGCGGUGGCGGCGGCGGCGGGUGCGGCGGCAGUAGCGGCGACGUCGACGUCGACGGUGGUGAUCCUUGGAGGAACACAAAGUCGCCACCAACGUGUCAGCAUCCGAGCGAAAAGCCAGGUGCCGGCGCUGGCAUCUGCACCAUCAUACGGAAGCGAACCGCCAUCCAGCCGACACAGCCUCCAGAUCUUCCGCGGUUUUCAAUUUCUGUCGCGGCUUCCACCUCGGCGACCUAUCCGUCGCCCUCACAUCCUCCUCCUCCGCCGCCGCCGCCACUGCCGCCACAGCAGCUCUCGCCGGCGCCUGCACGGCCAUCACCUCAGAUGCCUAUCCAUCCGGAGCAGCUGCCAUUACCGCCAUCACUACUGCCGCCACCGCAGCAGCAGCCGUCGCAGCACCAGCAGCAGCAGCAGCUGAUGCUGUCGUCACCACCGCCAACGCAGCCGCAGCAGGUUACCUUUGAUCGGUCGCUGCUCUUUCCUGCUAGGGAUGUAUCGAGUUGGGAGCCGGAGCCAGGAUCUUCCCGGGCCGCCGUCGACGUCGACGCCUCCUAUGGCACACCUGCUGGCGGCGGCGGCGGCGGCACACGCAGCGGCGGCGGUCCUGACAGAGGAGAUGAAGGAGGUAUUGGAGCCGGCGGCAGUCAGGGGCUCCUAAGUAGCCUGACGAUUCAACAGGUAGCCGCAGCCGGCUGGGCCCGAUCGCUGCGGUCCAUGGGUAAGAUGCUGAGGAACGUGGUUUCGGAGGAGCGCCGUUGGAGGGGCGCCUCUGGUCGCGCCCUCGUGUGUGAGGUGCUCCAUCUGCCGCCCGAUCAGGUCGCGCGGUUGAAGGCACUGGCGGCACCUGCCCGUCCGGUCCCUCCAUCUCCAACCACCGCCACCAUCAGCACCAAUGAUGCUCUGGCGGCGCUGGUGUGGGUGCUGAUGUGCGAUCUUCGAGGGCGGCCACUCCCCGGCACCCUGCCAGCGGGCGCAGAUGCAGCUAGAAAUAGCGUGAGCAGCGGUAGCGGCGGCUAUAUGGGUCUUGCCAUCGACCUGCGGCGAAACGGUCGGCUUCAUCCGCGGCCAAGUCAACAGCUGUUCAGCACCGACAGCAGCGGAGACGGUGGCGGCGUUGCACCCGCAGAUACGGUACCACCUGGCUUCUUCGGCAACGGUGUUUGGUGCUUGCACAUACCGUCACCACUGCUGCCCCCGGUUUCGGCAGCAGCUGCCCCUGCAAGCGACCCGGACGGCAACGACGCUGUCAAGGGACUGUUCCACGCAGCACACAGCGACGCCGGCGGCCUUCGGUGCACGGCAUGUGGGAUCGGUCGCAUUUGCGGCGCCGGGAGCACUGUUGAUUCCCGGUUUCGAGGUGGCAGCUACUGUGUAGUGUGCUGCCUGAGGAGCGGCGCGGCGGCAAUUCGGGGCUGCCUGAGAGAGCUGAGGGAGCGUCCCGACGGAGCAGAGCAGGUGCUCCAAACCGCUCAAUCUCAACUGACGGCUCCAAUGAGCUCCCAAAUGGGCAUGAUGGCCGAGGUGUGCUGCAGACAGGAUGCCAUGCUGACCAGCUGGCAAAUGCCGUACUGGGAUCUGGAGUUUAGUUCUGGAGCCACUGAUGGCGACAUCCGGCUCCAGAACCGGCCAGUCCAGUUUCAGUCACUCCUAACCCCGAGCCCGCCCUGGUCGGCGGCUGUCAUGGCGGCUGUGCCACCGGAUAGGGUCCGUGUGUUAAGUCCAACCGCUGCAACUGCCACAACUACCGUUGCAGCUCACAUGGCGCCGUACAGCUCUGGCUACAGCUCUGGCAGGCAAACAGCAUCUAGUACUGGGCCCUCGAAAGGUGAUGCAGCUUCAUCCAUCGCGCCACCACAAGGUGGAGUAAACUUGUUCAUCGUGGUUCCGGAAGGAGCCGCGGCGGCGUUGCGGUGCAGCCAGGUGAUCAGGGAGCUGGUGCCCGGGGGUGUAUUCCAUUGA
This is a messenger RNA of Volvox carteri f. nagariensis, 4185 nucleotides long. RefSeq lists its product as uncharacterized. The record is from RefSeq and is a predicted model, not a curated record. Lineage: Eukaryota; Viridiplantae; Chlorophyta; Chlorophyceae; Chlamydomonadales; Volvocaceae. Bases 1 to 4185 code for a protein of 1394 amino acids. The transcript is spliced from 13 exons.